CUUCUCUGAAUUGCCUAAAGGCUCUACUUCUGUCAGAGAAAAGAAAAAGAAAAGAUGGUGAAGCUUGCAUUUGGAAGCUUCGGUGACUCUUUCAGCGCCGCGUCGAUCAAGGCCUAUGUCGCCGAGUUCAUUGCCACACUCCUCUUUGUGUUCGCUGGCGUCGGGUCCGCCAUUGCAUAUGGGAAACUGACAAACGGUGGGGCGCUAGACCCUGCCGGUCUGGUGGCGAUCGCGAUCGCCCAUGCGUUUGCGCUCUUCGUCGGUGUCUCCAUGGCUGCCAACAUCUCUGGCGGCCACCUGAACCCCGCCGUCACCUUUGGCCUCGCUGUCGGCGGCCACAUCACCAUCCUCACCGGCAUCUUCUACUGGGUCGCCCAGCUGCUCGGCGCGUCCGUGGCAUGCCUGCUCCUGCAGUUCGUCACCCACGGACAGGCUAUCCCGACACACGGCGUCACCGGGAUAAGCGAGAUCGAGGGCGUCGUGAUGGAGAUCGUGAUCACCUUCGCGCUGGUGUACACGGUGUACGCCACCGCGGCCGACCCGAAGAAGGGGUCCCUCGGCACCAUCGCCCCCAUCGCCAUCGGCUUCAUCGUCGGCGCCAACAUCCUGGCCGCCGGCCCUUUCAGCGGCGGCUCCAUGAACCCCGCCCGGUCCUUCGGCCCCGCCGUGGCGGCUGGCAACUUCGCUGGCAACUGGGUCUACUGGGUCGGGCCACUGAUCGGAGGCGGCCUGGCUGGGCUGGUCUACGGCGACGUGUUCAUUGCCUCCUACCAUCAGGUCGGGCAGCAAGAAUACCCGUGAAGAGCAUGAGCAUGAACUGCCGGCCCAGUCCGUCGUGUUAAUUUCAUCGUCAUCAUAUCCUCGCUUCGUCUUGUGAUUACGUUUGGUCUGUGCAUUUCCCUUUCGGUUUUCACCAACGAUGCCGAGAAGUUGUAAGAGAACCGUUCGAUCCAUACAUGUACGGUUCAGCAUUUCCAAGUGUUGCGCAAUACACGUA
Messenger RNA from Phragmites australis (common reed), 997 nucleotides. RefSeq names its product aquaporin TIP2-3-like. Gene Ontology annotation, biological process: transmembrane transport; water transport. The transcript has 3 exons. Lineage: Eukaryota; Viridiplantae; Streptophyta; Magnoliopsida; Poales; Poaceae. Gene Ontology annotation, molecular function: water channel activity. The coding region runs from base 55 to 801 and encodes 248 amino acids. The record is from RefSeq and is a predicted model, not a curated record. Gene Ontology annotation, cellular component: plant-type vacuole membrane.